CUCUACGACCAAGAGAAUAAUUAGAGAUAGGGAUGUCGUUUCGUCAUUUCAUUGUCGUAUAUGAAAAAUACCGUACGUGGUUUCAUUUCUCCAUCUCUCUCACGCAGCACUAACCCUAAUCCUCAUUCCUCGUCACUCUGUUCAUUGUUUUCCUUCAACUGCUUUCUGCAUACAACCCAUCAACCCCCACUGUCUCACCACUGACCAAGCUCUCAGAGAUUUCUAAAAUGGAGGACAGAGAAACUGAGGACCAAUUCCAGCCGCUUGCGUGACCCGCAAGCAAGUUUCAUUCUGGAUUAUUUGAAUUCUGGAUUUCAUUAUUUUCGAGAAUUAGGGUUUCGAAUUUUCGUUUUUGUUUAUUAUUGGUUGCAGAUAUUAAUAUAUAAAACUAAAAGGCUUCUGAAUCGAUUGGGGGUAUCGUAUCGUCUUUCAAUGAUGAAUGAAAAUGGCAGCACGGUUCGUUAAAAGCAAAAAAGUUAAACCAUGGCUUCUGCUAGCCAGAGAGCUCAGACAAAGUUUUCUCCAACUGCUCCCCAUUUUAUUAAAAUUAUUCUUAAUGAAAAUAUUGGGAGAACCAAGUUACAAAUUCCUAAGACAUUUUGGAUGAAAUACUGUGGUUCCUUGUCGAGUCAAAUAAUUCUUAAUCUUCCAUGUGGAUCAAGAUGGGAGGUAGGGUUGACAAAAAGUAGUGAUGGAAAAGUAUGGUUAGAAAAAGGUUGGAAUAAAUUUGCACAACAUUUUUCUUUAAGCAGGGGAAAUCUAGUGGUUUUCCGAUAUGAAAUGAGAGAGUUCAAUGUGAUUAUAUUUGGAAUAACUAUGGUAGAAAUUGAUUACCCAUCUAAUCCAAUCCUUGUUAAGAAGCAUGUACAUAUUGAUGGAGAUGAUGUUUCUUUUGAAGUCUUGGAAAAAUUUUCACUGCAUCCUAAAUCAAGGGUAAAAUCUCCAUUACCAUGUUCUCAGCCCCACAAGAAAAUGAAACAAAGUCCUCUUGGUAAAGUUAUGGAAAAAGGAAGCUCAUCAAUCAAAGUAGAAUCUGGUGACACUAUAGAUAACACAACCACUGGCUUGCCUACCUCGAAAAGAUACCAGAAAACCUUGUCUGUCCAUAGAAACAUCUCAGCUGUUGAAAGGGCCAACUACUUUCAAUCUGAAUAUCCUUUCUUUACUGUUAUUAUGAAAGCAUCAUAUACAACUGAUCGGAGAAAUUUCCAUAUACCACGCUGGUUUGCACAAACAUACAUUAAGAAGGAAGAAUGCAAAGCUAGCCUUUGGAUUUCAGAUGAUAAAUCUUGGCAUGUCCAGUACAAAGUUCGAUUGACAAGUGGAUCAACAGCAGCCGAAUUCAUCAAUGGAUGGAAAGCAUUUGUGGUGGAAAACAAUUUGGAAGUGGGAUCUAUUUGCAAAUUUGAACUGACUAAUAUUGUCAAUGAUGUUUCAUUUAGAGUUUCUAUUGUUAAGCCUGAUGAUGAUGCACAUAACUACUUAGCUACAAAAUUAGCAAGUACAUCAAAGCAAAAUGUGAGAUAUGAUGCUUCUUCUACUAAAAAGAAUGACAAAGCCAACAUAUUUCCACAGAACAUAAUUUCAGAGAAAGAAGAGAAAAUUGUUGUUAAACUUUCAGUGCAGAUAAGUCCAGGAAGCUCAUAUCUGAGGGAAAUAUGGGCAAUUUAGGCACUAGCAAGAUGCUUCAUCUUCAGAAAAUCCCAGCUUCCAAGUGACUUUGCAAUCAAAUCUUUCUCAUAAUCUGCUUAUUCCAUUGACUUUUGCAAGGCAUUAUUUUGGGCAAAACACACAAAUUAUGACUCUUUGGGUUGGUGAGAAAUAUUGGCAUGUGAAGUUGUUGGCUUAUAAAUCAAAGUAUAAGUUUUCUGCUGGAUUUGCUGUAUUUGCAAGACAGAAUUCUCUUCAGCCCGGAGAUAUCUGCAUCUUUGAGCUUGAUUAAGAGAAAUCAAGCUGAGAUGAAAGUUUCCAUAACUAGACCAAGUGUGAGAUUAUUACUUCAUAAUUAAUAUGUAAUGAUGAUGCAUAUAAUCAUAAUCACCUUGGUGAAAUGUAUUGCUGAUCAUACAUAAUCACUUCAAGGUCAAAACUUCUAAUCUUUGAAAGUACUAGUUAGAUUUUAUUAUUGCUUUAUGUAGCUUUACAAGUCUGUUAGAAUUGUAAUUUUCAUUGAGUGUCGUUUAUAUGUUUAAAGAAACUGUUUAGAUUUUAUUUUAUUAUAAAAAAAAUGGCCUCCUCUUUUGAAGGGAUUUUUUUUUUGUUA
This is a messenger RNA of Cannabis sativa, 2263 nucleotides long. RefSeq names its product B3 domain-containing transcription factor VRN1-like. Lineage: Eukaryota; Viridiplantae; Streptophyta; Magnoliopsida; Rosales; Cannabaceae. The transcript is spliced from 7 exons. Gene Ontology annotation, molecular function: DNA binding. Bases 484 to 1671 code for a protein of 395 amino acids. The record is from RefSeq and is a predicted model, not a curated record.